GAGAUUCGACUGAUUUUCCUCUUACUCUCUUUCUCUCUGUUUUAUUUUAUUUUAUUUUUUUCUCUUUGGAGCUGGAUGAGAUUAAAAUUUACGAGCUCGCGGGCUGCCUUUUCAAGCAGUCUGUCAGAACAAUCAACUGUUGCUGCGCGCAAACGAUUUGAAAAGGGGAGUCGAAAUUUCACAGGCUUUCUCAUUUGGCUUUGAAUUUGGCACGGCGCGGCGAUGGGCGUGUGAUUCCAGCGCGCCACUGAAUUGUUCAGUAACAUGGAAGAAAGACUGUUGCUAACAACGAUGCGUUGGCUACACUCGCGCGCUCGCUUUUGAUAUUGCAGACGAGUCUUACACAAUGAGCGCGCGCUCCGCGGCUCGCCGCGCUUUUGGUUCGGGCUUGUUGCAUAUUUGGAUCCGGCCGUGAAAGACGACCGAGCCGACAGUAAUAAGACAGACUCGACGUGAAAGAUCGUGGUUGGAUUUACGAUUUGGUUGAUUUGUGACCUUGUCCAGCGUUAAAGAGAGAGAGAGAGAGAGAGAGAGAGAGAGAGAGAGAGAGAAAAACCGCCCAGAUGCUGAUGAUGGAGAACGGCGGGAUGGACGCGCAUCAGGUUGAACGUGACGGGGAUUACGGCCGCGCGCGCUCCUGCACCUGGCCACAGCUGCCGCGUCCGGAAGAGGAACUCCGUGUUCCGCCAGUAAAAGAAGAGCCGUUUGACGUGCCCGCGUGUCGCGCCGAGAGAAACGGCGGCGGAGCACCGACAGAGCUGAAGCACCCUGCCGGAGCACCGGUACCCCUCGCGGCGGCCGCCGCUGCGCUGGACGCGGCCGGCCAGCUGCGCAAAUCCAAAUCGUCGCGGCGGAACGCGUGGGGCAACCAGUCCUACGCCGACCUCAUCACCCGCGCCAUCGAGAGCACGCCCGACAAGCGCCUCACGCUCUCCCAAAUCUACGACUGGAUGGUGCGCUUCGUGCCAUAUUUCAAGGAUAAAGGGGACAGCAAUAGCUCUGCCGGCUGGAAGAAUUCCAUUCGCCACAACCUGUCUCUGCAUACCCGCUUCAUUCGUGUGCAGAAUGAGGGAACGGGCAAAAGUUCAUGGUGGAUGCUGAACCCGGAAGGUGGGAAGAUGGGAAAAGGCCCUCGUCGGCGAGCUGCCUCCAUAGACAAUGGCACAAAGUACCUAAAAUCUCGAGGCCGGAUAAGCCGGAAGAGGGUCAUGGGGAUGGGCCGAGGACUUGGCGCUGGGCCUGGGAUCCAAGGGUCCCCAGAACAUGGUAGCCCAGCUGGGAAGGGUGGCAUGGGAGUAGGGAGUGAGGAGUUUGAUGCCUGGGCAGAUCUGCACUCCAGAACAAGUUCCUCUGCAUCCACCUUGAGUGGCUGCCUGUCACCAAUCGUGGCUGAAGCAGAGCCAGAUGAACCAGAGGAGGGAGGGCUGUCCUGUUCGGCUUCCCCUCGCCUCUAUCCGAGCCCCACUAGUACCAGAUCACCUGCACUGGGCACUGGGGGCCACUGUCCUUCAGUAGAGCUCCCUCAAUUGGCUGACCUUACUGGAGCCAUCAGCUUGGAUGAAGACUUCUCUCAACCACAGCAGCUCAAGUGCAAUGGUUACCAUUAUGGCCCAGGACCCAAAGGGGAAACAUCAUACUGUGGUACUGUCUAUGGUCAGCCUUCCAUGAGCAUGCUGAGGCACCAUGCCCCUAUGCAGACUAUCCAGGAAAACAAGCCAACCAGCUUCCAGCGCCCCCUAAGGGCUUAUUCAGAGAACAAUGCUCUGGAGAGCCUAUUAGCUGGUGGGCCACAGUACUGUGGGAAGGACAUGGUGGUGGGGCAAAAUCAAGCUGCCCAUUCUCUAAUGUCACAGUCUAAUGGCAUUGUGCACACUCAUGGCCAUGAUCAGAGCUGCAGUCACAAUCACAGCCAGAAUCCCAAUCCCAAUCAAAACCUUCACAAUGAUCAUGGAGCAAACCAUAAGCAGAACUCAAGUCUUCAUCACAACCAAAAUCGCAACAAGCAUCACCCAGAUCUAGACUACAAUCAUGGUUCCAAACAUCACUCUGGUCAUGACUACGGCCAAUCUCACAAGCAAAACCAUAAGCUUAACCCCAGCUCUAAUUCAAACCAUAUGCACAGCCAUAUGCAGCACAGCAACUCAAGGCAGUCAACACUCUCUCCCAGAGUCAACAAUGAUAUGUUGCAGCCCUACAAUCACAAAUCCUCCAAUCCAUAUGGCCCUCGUGCCCACCUUCCCUCUACCUCCCUACCCCCUAACCCAGCCGGCUUCAUGGAUGUGCCCCAGGACCCCUCCUUUAUGGCGUCUGCACCCCAAACUCGCCAUCAACCUUACCCAGGUGCUCAACACCAGGGCUUGACAGAACCCUGGCAUGGAUACUACCACUACCACCACCAGCCAGCCCAAAAUGGCAGUCACCAACCUGGUCACCACCAGCCACCUCCUAACCGACUGCAGCAGUCAGAGAUGGAGAUAGAAGUCCACCAGAGCAGUCUGGAUGGUGAUGUGGAGUCUGUUCUUCUCAACGAUUUCAUGGACUCUACGGAGGGAAUGGACUACAACUAUGACGGAUCACUUUCACAGGGUGUUGGCAUGGGAAUAGGCUUGGGAAUGGGGAUGGGGAUGUUCGCAGGGCCUCCGCAAUCACAUAACAGCCAGAGUUGGGUUUCUGGGUAACACAGACACUAAUGGGGAAAACUUUAACCGUAGGGCCCUGUGGGAGGUGGGGUGGGGUGGGGUCUGAUCAGGUCAGAACUGAUUUGACUGUGAUUUAUUUUUGCUCAGAGAGCCAAACAGUACAAGAAGGCAUUUUAAGGACAUAUAUUUGCUGGUGUCGGUGCAGUCAUUUUGAACGUAGAGUUCUCCAUAAAUAUUCUUCCUCUUUCCUCUCUCCUUCUCUCUGUGUUUCCCUGCUGUGGAUUAGUAUAAUGGCAUUCUUCAACCAAGUUUUGUCCUCUCUCUGUCCCUCAGUUCACUCUUUAAUAUCCAUCACCUCUUUCUGGUAAAAAGCUCUCUCAAGCACUUUACAUCCAUCUCCCUAAAUUCAGAGGCAGUAACAGCCACUCUGAAACCAGGGGAAUCAUAUUGUUUGCUGGUUCGCUGGGUUUAAUGUAUCCAAAUGACUCUGUUAUCCUUCCAGAAUGAAAAAAAAAAUUGUGUUCGUGUUUUUAUUUUUUUUAAGUUUUUUUUUAAAUUUUAAUUUUAAUUUUUUUUAAAUAAAAAACUUGAUUAGAAGAUGGAGAAAUAAAUAUCUGUGCUGUCAGGCAGUGUUGUGUACAUGUUGGUCAGGGUUGUGUGUGUGUGUGUGUGUGUGUGUGUGUGUCCUCGUCCCAUGCAGGCUCAUUGGAUGUCCCUUUUUCCAUAUGCUAGGACAGUCAUCCAUCAGCUCCACUUUAUUGAUAUUCGGCAUAUCGUUUUUAUUCUCCAAAGUAAUGCACCAGCUAUGCAUCACUACUCCAAAUCGAAUGUGGCACUCAGAGUAUCUUUUUUUUUUUCAGGCAAACCAGCUUAAUGUGUUUUGGCUAGAGUGAUGAUUGAAGUCACUCUACAGCAAAUGGUGGGGAAGAAGAGAAAGAGACAUAGAUAGGGAGAGGAAGGUAGACAUAGACAUGGUGAGAGAAGGAGAGAGAGAGAGAGAGAGAGAGAGAGAGAGAGAGAGGAAACAUGCAAAUAAUACCCUGUUCCUCUUUCUCUCCAUCUGUGGAUUUAUGUAACUUUCCCUGUAAUGAGAUAAGGAACGAUCAGAGGCUACCACACUUCCUGAACGAGGCUCUUUCCAGUGCACCUCUGGCCAACUCUACUGUGGCAGUCUCCUAUGAUCUGAAGCACUUUGCGCUUCAACUUAACUCCCCCUUUUGUUUACAUUAGCAUAUUGCAUUAUCAUUAGCCUAUGCAGUGUUACUUUAGAUAAUCAAUGCUGAUAUCAGUCAUGAAGCCUCAUUCAACCCUCAUUAACUCGGCACUGUCAAUCCUAAUUCAAUACUGUGCUGGAAUUUCCAGAAUAUAACCUUAAAUGACACUCUAUUGCGUCAGCUUAAUAAAGUAAUUGGUUACAGUGUGGUGAUAACAUUGCCAAAAGACAAAACCAUAAAUCCAGGCCCAGUCAGACCAAUUUUUGAGAAAAGCUAUAUUACGCUGCCUUCAGAAUUUACACUAGUGAACUGCAUGCUAAUUAGCCCAAUCAGAAAAUGGGUGCUAUCUCCCUUUCCCAGACGAACUCCUGUCAUAUCCUCUUCAUCCACUGAUUACACUUAGGGGAGAUAGAAAUAAUUAAGUGCUUACCAAGAAUGAUGAUUUGUGUGUGUUUUCCAUUUUAAAAAGCAACUUUCAAUUUUGUCAUCAUGCUGCCAAGUGAGUUCACCUACACUGUGAUCCUCCAGACAGACGUCUCUUUUCUAACCUCCAGAUGGCCACAUAGCUGACAUAUCGGUCUUUCUUUUUGUCUUUUAUUAUAGAUGUUAUGUAAUUUUGUGACUUUUUUGUGGAGGAAAAAAAUGGUGUUAUACAUUUUCAAUGCGUUCCCCGUUGAGUGGGUGAAGCUCUUUGGACAGAUUUCUCAUGAUGCUCGAUCUCAGAACUUCCUCACCAGGUUUCUAGAAAAAAUAGAGUAAGAGGGAUAGAUGAAGAGAGAAGGAUAGAAAAAAAGAGGAAUGAGUGGAGGAGACUGAUCGAUAGGCUGACAGAGAGAGACAGAUUGGAGAAUGAAUUAGUUGAAAAGGAGAGCAAUAGGCUGCUAGGUGGAAAAAAAAUGAGUUCAGAGAGAGACAGAGAGAUAUAUAGAUAGAGAGAGUGUGUGAGAGAGAAGCAGAGAGUUCCUUUCCUCAGCAAAGCUGUUUGAAUCAGGCCAAAUGUCAAGUGCCUCUCUGCAGCUUUUCUUGCACACACUCCGAUCAGAUAGCUAGCCUUCUCCCUCUCUGUUUCUUUCUCUCUCUCUCUCAUCUCUCUCUUUAUCACAGAGG
This is a messenger RNA of Ictalurus furcatus (blue catfish), 4960 nucleotides long. It is a transcript of the gene foxo6b, whose product is annotated as forkhead box O6 b. The record is from RefSeq and is a predicted model, not a curated record. Gene Ontology annotation, cellular component: nucleus. NCBI's taxonomy places the organism in Eukaryota, Metazoa, Chordata, Actinopteri, Siluriformes, Ictaluridae. Bases 564 to 2678 code for a protein of 704 amino acids. The transcript is spliced from 2 exons. Gene Ontology annotation, molecular function: DNA-binding transcription factor activity, RNA polymerase II-specific; RNA polymerase II cis-regulatory region sequence-specific DNA binding. Gene Ontology annotation, biological process: regulation of transcription by RNA polymerase II.